Arachis stenosperma is the source of this 591-nucleotide messenger RNA. Its product is annotated as cytochrome P450 71A9-like. The record is from RefSeq and is a predicted model, not a curated record. The transcript has a single exon. Bases 1 to 591 code for a protein of 196 amino acids. Gene Ontology annotation, molecular function: oxidoreductase activity, acting on paired donors, with incorporation or reduction of molecular oxygen; monooxygenase activity; iron ion binding. NCBI's taxonomy places the organism in Eukaryota, Viridiplantae, Streptophyta, Magnoliopsida, Fabales, Fabaceae.
AUGAUUCUCUCUUGCUCCCUCUUUGUUUUCCUUACACUACUCUUUUUCAUCUUAACAUUUAGAAAAUCAGAUCUACAAAGACACCUUCCUCCAGGCCCACGGAGACUACCAUUCAUCGGCAACCUUCACCAAAUUGGUGAGCUCCCCUAUCUAUCACUUCAACAAUUGUCAAGUCAUCAUGGGCCACUCAUGUUCUUGAAGUUGGGUUCUGUUCCUACUUUGGUGGUCUCCUCGGCCGAGAUAGCCAAAGAGAUCUUCAAGAACCAUGACAUGGCUUUCUCCGGCCGCCCCAAACUUUAUGCCGUGAACCGUUUGGGAUACAACGGUUCAGCUAUGACUUUCACUCCUUACGGUGACUACUGGAAGGAAAUAAAGAAAAUUGUGAUGUUGGAGUUACUGAGUGUAAAGAGGGUUCAAUCUUUUCAAGCUGUGAGGUUUGAAGAGGUUCAAGUUCUCUUCCAUUCCAUAGCACUUUCCUGCGGUAGUCCUGUUAACCUAAGCCACUUGAAGCUUUCUCUUACCAGUAAUAUUGUUUGUCGGAUUGCAUUCGGCAAAAGGUAUUGUUCAAAUUGUGUUGUUUGGACACAUUAA